Messenger RNA from Trichoderma gamsii, 1770 nucleotides. Its product is annotated as 4-coumarate-CoA ligase. The transcript has a single exon. Gene Ontology annotation, biological process: fatty acid metabolic process. Gene Ontology annotation, molecular function: medium-chain fatty acid-CoA ligase activity. The record is from RefSeq and is a predicted model, not a curated record. Lineage: Eukaryota; Fungi; Ascomycota; Sordariomycetes; Hypocreales; Hypocreaceae. The coding region runs from base 1 to 1770 and encodes 589 amino acids.
AUGGCAAACCGCAAAGAAUCCCGCCCCGGCAUCAAAGCCAACCUCUCCAUCCUCCACGGCCCAGCCCAACCAACCCCCAUCCACAAAACAUUCUCCCGCCUCCUCCGCGAAAAAGCCCAGUACCAACCCUCCUCCCUCCUCGUCGCCUCAGACCACCAACAGAAAUCCCUCUCCUACGCCGAAGCAAACUCCCGCUCCGAUGAUCUCGCCCGCGGACUUGCUUCCCUCGGCGCAAAACAAGGCGACCGCAUCGCCAUCCUCAUGGGCAACGAAAUCGAGUACAUUGAGACAUUCUUCGCAUGCACCAAGCUCGGCGCGCCCGUCACGCUCGCAAACUACGCUUACACCGAGCAAGAAUUACAUUCUGUGCUUUCAUCAUGCGGCGUGUCUACGCUGGUCAUGGUUCCACGCUUCGACCGCUACGACUACCGCGCCUGGAUCCCAAAUCUCAAAAAGGGAAUCCCAUCACUGCGAAACAUCAUCGUCGUCAAUGCGGAUAGAGAACCCGCCCUCGUCAAGCUAGACUACACAGACUACGAAGCCGUCAUCCUCCGCGGCCGCAACAACACCUCCCUCGACCUCCUCGCCUUAGAAGCAAACAUCCACGCCAAGGACGUCAUGAACCUCCAAUUCACCAGCGGCUCAACCGGCCUCCCCAAAGCCUCCGCCCUCACCCACAGCGGCAUCUACAACGCCGGCCGCUACAUCGGCAGCACAAUGUACCUCAAGUCCUCGGAUCGCAUCUGCCUCCCCGUGCCGCUCUUCCACAGCUUCGGCCUCAUCAUCGGCCUCGCCGUCGCUACGGCAUACGGCGCAUCGCUCAUCCUGCCCGCCAGCAUCUUCGACGUCGAGGCAACGCUGGCCUGCAUCCCCAAGUACCGCUGCACGGGUCUCUACGGCGUGACAACCAUGUUCGUCGCCGAAAUGGCCCAUCCUCGCUUCAAUAACUAUGACCUCUCCAGUCUACGCUUCGCCAUCCUCUCUGGCUCAGCGGUCCCCGAGCCGCUCAUGCGCAAAGUCUGGUCCGCCUUUGGCAUCACGCAGACACACACCAACUGGGGCCUCACCGAAGCCUCCUCCAUCGUCACCAUGACCCGCGACACCGACUCCAUGGCCCAGCGCACCGUCACCUCCGGCCGUCUCUUCCCCGGCUACUCAGCCCGCAUCGCCGAUCCAUCCACAGGCCAAACCGUGCCCCGUGGCCAAAGAGGCGAAAUCGCCCUCCGCGGCAACGGCAUCCAGGCCGGCUACUACGGAAACCCGCAACGCACGGCUGAGGCCCAUCGCAUCUCCCCCGAAGACGGCCUCGAGUGGUUCCACACCGGCGACGAGGGCUACUUUGACCCAGACGGCUUCUUCGUCAUUACCGGCCGCAUCAAAGACAUGAUCAUCCGCGGCGGCGAAAACAUCUCCCCCCUUGAAAUCGAAGAGCGCCUCGUCGCCCAUCCGUCCAUCGCGCAAGCAUCUGUCAUAGGCGUUCCCGAUGCCAAAUACGGCGAGCAAAUCUGCGCCUUUGUCGAGCCUACUGCAGGUACAGAGCGGCCUAUGGAUGAUGAGCUGCGCGCGUGGGUUGCAGAGACGCUGGCGCAUUUCAAGAGGCCGCGGUAUGUCAUCUGGUUGGGGUCGCAUGUUGCGUUUCAGACUUGGCCAAAGACAGCGAGUGGGAAGCUGAGAAAGCCUGAUUUGAGGCUCAUUGCGGCGGAGAUAAUGAAGGGGGAUGCAGUGGAGGUGGAAGUGCGAGAGCAGGAGCCUGUGAGGGCGAGGUUAUGA